AUGCCAGCACCAGCGAGCCCCACCUGGCACACCAACCCUGCCCAAUCUAACCACUCCACUAUUCCUCAUGCACUGCCUCCCACCCCAGCUCCAAACCUUCCUCAAUUCCAGAAUACACCUGCCAUCCCUCAUGCGCCCCCACCUAUUGCUGCUGCUGGAGGGUCUACUCAUUCCAACGGCACUCAGCCCUCGACUGGUGAUGGUGUCGACAUUGAGGUAGGGCCACUCCUCUGGGGCAGGGACAUUACAGGGCAGGCCAGGGCACUGAUCAACCACCUUCCAAAUGCUCCCCAGGUCACCUUCAACAUCCAUGCUAGGCAUGGCCGUACCAAUUUUAUCAUUGUUCACUUCCCUGACUUUAAGACUGCUGAUAGUUUCGUGAAAACAUGGCAUUAUGCCACCCCACCUCAGUACUCCCGUCUCUAUGUGUCCCUUAUGGGAAACUAG
Messenger RNA from Cyclocybe aegerita, 447 nucleotides. Lineage: Eukaryota; Fungi; Basidiomycota; Agaricomycetes; Agaricales; Hemipholiotaceae. The record is from the annotation of a GenBank genome assembly.